Messenger RNA from Hevea brasiliensis (rubber tree), 2976 nucleotides. RefSeq names its product probable glycosyltransferase STELLO1. The transcript has 3 exons. Lineage: Eukaryota; Viridiplantae; Streptophyta; Magnoliopsida; Malpighiales; Euphorbiaceae. The record is from RefSeq and is a predicted model, not a curated record. Bases 440 to 2773 code for a protein of 777 amino acids.
GACUGUGACAUUGACAGUGACUGUCAGCCGACCCCACCCACCAAAACCAGAGGCAGGUACGUUACAUUACAUUAUUAUAUUAAAGCCUAAGAAACCCCCACCGUACCAUUUCCGUCGGCAACCAACGUCUGGCCCCCUGAGCCACCACUCACAGUCACAGCGACAAAUGGGCUUGUAGAGAGAGGAAGAAAAAGAAAAAGAUAAGAUUUAGAGAGAGAAACCGACAAAAACGAAAAAGAAAUGUUUUUUAUUUACACAUAACUGAAAAGACUCGGUCUUUAGGAGGAGUAAAGAUUGGAGGAGAUUCAGAAGUUCUAGCUUUCAGUCUUUCCAGUUACUGAGCUCACAAUUUGCUCUAUUGCUGAGAGACGGGCAAAGGGUUGGUGUGUGUGUGUUUCCGUGUUAAGUAAUUUUCAGAAAUUCUUUUGGGGGGUCACCAAUGUUGGUCCAGGGCCGUGCAGCAGCCCCCAAAUCCUCAAGACCGCUUCCUACCACCCUCCAUCCAAACCACAACAGCAACCACCAUCACCACCACCAACACCAGGAUUACCGUUUCUCUCCCUCCAAAUCCCUUGAUUUCUCCACCUGGUUCUCUGAAAACCUCUACAAGAUCAUCAUCUGUUUUUUCCUCAUUGCCACCGUCGCCGCCGUCUUCUUCCUUCGGAAUACUGGUGACACUGCCGCCUUUCUUUAUCUUCAAUCCAAGUCUCAACCCAUUGAGAAAACCCUCCCAUUUCCCCAUAUUAACUGGAAUCACAUCCCACCUAUUGCUGAUACGGCUUCUACCUAUGCCAAUUUUCGCACUGAGAGAUGGAUCAUUGUUUCGGUCUCUGAUUAUCCCUCUGAUUCGCUUAAGAAACUCGUUAAAAUUAAGGGCUGGCAGUUGCUGGCUAUUGGGAAUUCGAAGAGCCCGAGAGAUUGGGCGUUAAAGGGUGCGAUAUACUUGUCUUUGGAGCAGCAAGCGAGUUUGGGGUUUAGGGUUGUGGAUUUUGUGCCAUAUGAUUCUUAUGUUAGGAAAAGCGUUGGGUAUUUAUUUGCUGUCCAGCAUGGGGCCAAGAAAAUCUUCGACGCUGAUGAUCGUGGUGAGGUGAUUGGAGGAGAUUUAGGGAAGCAUUUUGAUGUGGAAUUAAUUGGAGAGGGAGCUAGGCAAGAGACUAUAUUGCAGUACAGUCAUGAUAAUGAGAAUAGGACUGUGUUGAAUCCUUACAUUCAUUUUGGGCAGAGGUCGGUUUGGCCUAGAGGGUUGCCAUUGGAGAAUGUGGGUGAAAUUGACCACGAAGAGUUCUACACUGAGAUUUUUGGUGGGAAACAUUUUAUUCAGCAAGGGAUUUCGAAUGGAUUGCCAGAUGUUGAUUCUGUCUUUUAUUUUACUAGGAAAUCUGGUUUGGAAGCUUUUGAUAUUAGGUUUGAUGAGCAUGCCCCUAAAGUGGCAUUGCCCCAGGGGAUAAUGGUGCCAGUGAAUUCAUUGAAUACAAUGUACCAUUCAUCGGCUUUUUGGGGUUUGAUGCUUCCGGUUUCAGUAAGCUCAAUGGCCUCUGAUGUGUUAAGGGGCUAUUGGGGGCAAAGGCUUUUGUGGGAGAUUGGUGGGUAUGUUGUGGUUUACCCACCUACUAUUAAUAGAUAUGAUAGUAUUAAGGGAUACCCUUUUUCGGAAGAGAAGGAUCUUCAUGUAAAUGUAGGGAGGCUGAUUAAGUUCUUGGUAGCAUGGAGGUCGAAUAAACAUAGGUUGUUUGAAAAGAUUUUGGAGUUGAGUUAUGCAAUGGCAGAGGAGGGCUUUUGGACAGAGCAGGAUGUGAAGUUUACUGCUGCUUGGCUUCAGGACUUGAUUGCUGUUGGAUAUCAGCAGCCUAGGUUAAUGUCACUGGAAUUGGAUCGGCCAGGGGCAAGUAUUGGCCAUGGGGAUCGAAGGGAGUUUAUCCCUCGUAAGCUGCCAUCUGUGCAUCUUGGAGUAGAGGAAACAGGGACCGUGAGUUAUGAGAUUGGCAACUUGAUUCGGUGGAGGAAGAAUUUUGGAAAUGUUGUGCUUAUUAUGUUUUGCACUGGGCCUGUGGAACGGACUGCUUUGGAAUGGAGAUUGCUUUAUGGGAGGAUAUUCAAAACAGUGGUUAUUUUGUCACAGCAGAAGAACGAGGAUCUUGCUGUUGAAGAGGGCAAUUUGGAGCAAUUAUACAAGCAUCUGCCCAAGAUAUUUCAUCGGUUUGCUAGUGCAGAAGGCUUUUUAUUCCUUAAGGAUGAUACUGUCCUCAAUUAUUGGAAUUUGCUUCUGGCUGACAAGAGUAAGCUAUGGAUUACUGAUAAGAUUUCGAAAUCCUGGCUUACUGUGUCAACCAAAGGAAACUCAGAUUGGCAUGGCAAACAAGCUGAAAUGGUAAAAAAAGUUGUUGGUUCAAUGCCUGUUCACUUCCAAGUAAAUUAUAAGGAUGCUAUGAAGAGUGAUCAGAGCAUCACGAUAUGCAGUUCUGAGAUAUUCUACAUUCCUCAUCAUUAUGUAGCUGACUUUGUAGAUCUUGUCAGCCUUUUGGAUGAUCUGGAAAUCCAUCACAAAAUUGCCAUACCUAUGUUCUUUCUUUCAAUGGAUUCGCCUCAGAAUUUUGACUCUGUGCUUAGUACAAUGCUAUAUAAACAGAAGCCACCGUCAACUAAUUCAACAAUUUAUUCUGCUCGAGCACCUGCUAUUCACCCGUGGAAUGUGUCAAGUGAACAAGAUUUCAUAAAGCUGGUAAGAAUAAUGGCAGAAGGUGACCCUCUCCUAAAGGAGUUAGUUUUAAGGUAAAAGCAUCUUUUUGAUAAAUAGAGACAGAAACUGUACCAUUUUGUAACUCUUAUACCAAAAUUCUGUUUAAUUUUUCUCAAUAGGGAGGGCUCUUUUCUUUUUAUACCUUUUGUAAUUGUAAAUUUUUUAUUUCUUUGUAGAUUUACCUUGUAUGAUUCAUUUACUGAUUGGGUAUUCCCUUUAAUGAUAAAAUGUUUCAAAUC